Molecule: messenger RNA, 663 nt
Organism: Lactuca sativa (garden lettuce)
Lineage: Eukaryota; Viridiplantae; Streptophyta; Magnoliopsida; Asterales; Asteraceae
Source: RefSeq, a predicted model, not a curated record
AUGGAUAAAAUACAAGAAAUGAAAAGGGUUCUUGAUGCUGAGUUUACCAUCAAAGACUUAGGUCAACGAACAUACACCUUGGAUAGUUUAGAAUAUGCAGGGAUGCUUGGUUGUCAACUAGUUUCCUUUCCUAUGGAGAAAAAUGUGAAAUUAGAUAAGUAUGAAGGAGAAGUCAUGAUAGAUGUUAAUCAUUAUAGACAUCUCGUGGGUAGAUUACUGUAUCUUCAAUCCACCUCACCAUAUAUUACUUAUGUUGCCAAUGUUCUUAGCCAGUUAAUGAGUGAUCCUUGUACAAGACAACUUCAAGCAGCUAAUCAAGUCUUACGAUAUCUCAAAGCUACUCCAGUUCAAGGAAUACUUCUUACUACAAAUGGAGGGAGUAAUCUCAUUACUUACUGUGAUUCUGAUUGGUUUGGAUUCCCAAUGACUAGAAUGUCUAGAACUGGAUACCUUCAUAUAUUAGGCGGCUCUCCAAUUUCCUGGAAAUCAAAGAAGCAAUCAGUUGGUUCACGUUCAUCGGCCGAAGCUGAAUACAUAGCCAUAACAUCUAAUGUUUGUGAAGUAGUAUGGAUGAGGUGGUUGUUGAAGGAACUUUGCAUGACUUUUCAUGGUCAAACUAAACUUUUCUGUGAUAAUCAAGCAUGUCAGAGGAACUUUACAUGA